Messenger RNA from Sarcophilus harrisii (Tasmanian devil), 2343 nucleotides. Its product is annotated as C-C chemokine receptor type 5-like. The transcript has 3 exons. The record is from RefSeq and is a predicted model, not a curated record. Gene Ontology annotation, molecular function: C-C chemokine receptor activity. NCBI's taxonomy places the organism in Eukaryota, Metazoa, Chordata, Mammalia, Dasyuromorphia, Dasyuridae. Bases 220 to 1269 code for a protein of 349 amino acids. Gene Ontology annotation, cellular component: cytoplasm; membrane. Gene Ontology annotation, biological process: chemotaxis; immune response; G protein-coupled receptor signaling pathway.
CGCCCCCUUUUUUUUUUUCAGGAAAUGUUAUUUCCUAUUUUUGCACAGCAUGCUUUAUCUACUGAUUUUCACGGCAAGGUCUAUGAGAAGGUUAAAACUUUUGUGCCUUCUGGAGAAAACUGUCUAUUGGGAUUCUUACUUGGGUGUGGACUGGACUAGAUGGCUUCUGAAAUCCAGUGAUUCAUAUCCUGAGAGUCACUGUUCUGAGGACAAACCAAGAUGGACGACUUGACCACCUCCCCAUUCUACUAUGAUUAUAAAGCUCCCUGCCAAAACUUUGAUGUGAAGUACACAGCAUCACGGCUCCUCCCCCCUCUCUACUCCCUAGUGUUCAUUUCUGGCUUUGUGGGCAAUGCCCUAGUUUUUCUCAUCUUGAUAAGGUGUAAAAAACUGAAAAGCAUGACUGACAUCUAUCUGCUCAAUCUGGCCAUCUCUGAUUUACUUUUUAUCAUCACCCUCCCAUUUUGGGCUCACUAUGCUGCAGAUCAGUGGAUCUUUGGAGAUGUCCUGUGUAAGCUGCUGACAGGAUUCUAUCACAUGGGGUUUUUUGGAGGAGUAUUCUUCAUCAUCCUCUUGACCAUCGAUCGGUACCUAGCCAUUGUCCACGCUGUGUUUGCCCUAAAAGCUAGAACAGUCACCUUUGGCAUUUUGACAAGUGUCAUCACCUGGGUGGUGGCUGGGUUUGCCUCUCUCCCAGCAAUUAUCUUCACUAAAUCUCAGAAAGAUGGCAUCCAGCACACCUGCAGCUCUCAUUUCCCAUCAGAUCAGUCUGUUGUCUGGAAGAACUUCCAAACUCUAAAGAUGAAUCUUUUGGGACUAGUGUUACCCCUAGUUGUUAUGAUCAUCUGCUACUCAGGAAUCAUACAAACAUUGCUGAGGUGCCGAAAUGAGAAGAAGAAACAUAAGGCAGUGAGGUUAAUCUUUGUGAUUAUGAUUGUUUACUUUCUCUUCUGGGCCCCCUAUAACAUCGUGCUUCUCUUGAACACAUUCCAAGUUUUCUUUGGUCUGGACAAUUGCGAUAGCUCCAAAAAGCUGGACAGAGCCAUGCAAUUGACAGAAACACUUGGAAUGACUCACUGCUGUAUCAACCCAGUGAUUUAUGCCUUUGUUGGGGAAAAAUUUAGGAGAUAUCUCUCGACUUUCUUCCGCAAAUAUAUUGUCCGGAAUUUCUGCAAACAAUGUCCCAUUUUCCAUGGGGAGGCACUUGACAGAGUGAGCUCAACAUAUACCCCAUCUACUGGGGAGCAAGAAGUCUCUGCUGGUUUGUAAAAAAAAAAAAAAAAAAAAAAAAAAAAAAAAAAAAAGAUUUUCUUUUCCCUAAAAAUAUUCUUUGGGGGAUCCUACAAGUCUUGAAAGGAAGUGAAAAUUUUAGAGAUUCAAGAACAAAAAAGCCCUAAAAAUCAAGGAAACAUAAGAAUAAUCAGAUUUCAGAUACAAAACUGAACUUGAUAUUCCCACCUGUCAAGAAAUACAUCAUCCCACAGUAUCAGAAGACUCUUUGUGUAUCAAAUGAUUUCUCCUAAGCUACAACAGAAUGCUUUCUUGUAUGUAUAUAAAUAUGUUUCAAAGAUUCCUGCUACAGCUUUUGUGCUUAAAAUGAAAUCUAAGACUGAGACCAAAAAUUUUUGGAAUGCUAAGAUUUUAUGAAAUAGGAAUGGAAAUUCCUUGAGUCCUAAUUUUUUUAAAGCAAGGUAAGGAGAUGGGCAUAGGGCAGCAAAGAAAUGAGACAAGUGGACUGGUAAGGACUGAUAAGGAGUGGAAUAGCAAUGUCUCCUGGGCCAAGAUGCAGCUAGUCGGGUAAAAGGAAGACUGGCUGAUGACUUAAAAGUUCAGUGUAGAAAUGGUCACAUGUCAUAGGCCAGGCCAUGGUCACUGUCACAGAUUAAACCUUGGAAUAUCUAAUGCAAAUCCCCUACUUCCCAGUGGAGAAUAAGGCCCAGAAAUGGGGAGAGGACUAGAAACUAGCUCUUUAACCCUAAAGACUGGACGUGUUCAGAACAAGUUGGAUAAUUCAACUUCCCAGAUGCAAAGUGUUGGCUUAUUCAUGUUGUUUGUGUCCUUUUAUAUAUUUGCUAUUCAUUCCAUCAAUCAUUCUGGAUAAGAAUGUAGACAAUAUCCUGGAUAAGGAACCUCCAGCUUUGAUUUAAAGGGAACUUAUUAAAUGGCUAUGCUCUUUUUCUUUCCUAAAGCAACUUCAGGAUGUAAAGCCUGGUCAGCUCAGAUGGCCAAAGCUGAUAGUUUUGUUGUUGCUGCUCAAAAAAUAGACUCUUUGGUUUGCUUUCUAGAACUUCAUUUUUUACCUAGAUAUAACUUUAUUUACAAAAUAAAAAUUUCCUAACAGCA